UGAAUAGGAAAACCUGGCGGUGAUGAAGACUGAAAGGCGGCUAAUGUAGCGAAGUAGCUCGUUAGCUAACAUUGGAACUCAAGUAAAAAUACUUAAAAACGUUACUUACAAUUCAGUUCAAGAAAACGGGAAGUAAUAGUGGAACCAUUUGGAUCAGCAUCUUGUUUCUCAGGGGAUACUUUAGCUCUGAACACACUACCCAAGCUAGCUGAUGCAAGUUGAAUGAGUGGAUUAACAGCGAUAUCAUAAAAUCUGAACGGUCGUGACCAGGCUGAAGAUGACGGACUGUCAGGCAGAUGGGUCAGGAAACAUGACCGCCAUGGACCUAUAUGAGAGUCUAACAUCACAAGGAGAGCUAGUGCGAACUCUCAAAACUGAAAAGGCUGUUAAAGCAGACAUUGAUGCUGCUGUUAAAUUGCUGCUGAAACUAAAAGCGGACUACAAGCAGGUUACAGGUCAGGACUACAAGGCUGGAUGCCCACCCUUGGAAAGCACUGUUUUAGAAGACACUGGACCAGCUGCGGCGGUUGAUGGGGAGGACAUGGUUGACCCCUGGAACGUCUCCACCACCAGUGCCAAAGGAGUGGACUACGACAAGCUGAUAGUGAGGUUUGGCAGUAGCAAGGUGGACCAGGAGCUGGUGGACAGGAUAGAGAGAGUGUCGGGAAAGAAGCCACAUCGUUUUUUACGCCGAGGGAUCUUUUUCUCUCACAGAGACAUGCAUCAGGUUCUGGACGCGUAUGAGAAGAACAAGUCUUUCUACCUGUACACGGGCAGAGGCCCCUCCUCCGAGGCCAUGCACGUGGGCCACCUCAUCCCUUUCAUCUUCACCAAGUGGCUGCAGGACACGUUUGACAUUCCACUGGUGAUCCAGCUGACGGACGACGAGAAGUACCUGUGGAAGGAUCUGUCCCUGGAGGAUUGUCACCGGUACGCUGUGGAGAACGCCAAGGACAUCAUCGCUUGUGGCUUUGACGUCAACAAGACCUUCAUCUUCUCUGACCUGGACUACAUGGGAGCUUCCCCAGACUUCUACAGGAAUGUGGUGAAAAUACAGAAGCAUGUGACGUUCAACCAGGUCAAAGGCAUCUUUGGAUUUGGUGACAGUGACUGCAUUGGAAAGAUAGCCUUCCCAGCCAUCCAGGCUGCGCCAUCGUUCAGUAACUCUUUCCCUCAGAUCUUCAAAGGCAGAAAAGACAUACAGUGUCUUAUCCCAUGCGCCAUAGAUCAGGAUCCAUACUUCCGGAUGACCCGCGACGUGGCCCCCAGGAUCGGCUACCCCAAGCCUGCACUUCUGCACUCCACCUUCUUCCCCGCGCUGCAGGGGGCCCAGACGAAGAUGUCCGCCAGCGACGCCAACUCCUCCAUCUUCCUCACCGACACCCCCAAGCAGAUAAAAAAUAAGGUGAACAAGCACGCUUUCUCUGGGGGAAAGGAUACGAUAGAGGAGCACAGGAAAUAUGGAGGCAACCCUGAUGUGGACGUGUCCUUCAUGUACCUGACAUUCUUCCUGGAGGACGAUGAGCAGCUGGACAAAAUCCGCCAGGACUACGCCAGCGGAGCCCUGCUGACUGGAGAGCUGAAGAAGAGACUGAUAGACACCUUGCAGCCGAUGAUAACAGCCCACCAGGAGAGGCGCAAGCAGGUCACCGAAGAGAUGGUCCUAAAGUUCAUGACUCCGAGACCUCUAGAUUUUAAUUUCUAACCACUGUUCGUCGAGUGUGAAAUGUCUGCGACGCCGAAAGGCGUUCAGAACUCAGCAGGGCGGCAACGUUGCGCAACUGAUGGCUCUGUAAAAUAAAGGAAUCGUGAUGUAUAUCUAUUCAUUAUAUUUCUGCGGCAUGCCUGCGCACCGCUGCUCCUAGGCGGUGCCAGAGAACAUCUAAAUGUACUCCGCUAAUGAAGUGAAUUCUGAUUCUGCCAGAAACGUGUGAAAACCACAUGCUACUAAGUUUACAUCUAAUGAACCAGUUGCGAUGUCUUCACCAUGCUACUAAGUUUACAUCUAAUGAACCAGUUGCGAUGUCUUCACCAUGCUACUAAGCAUGGACAAAGGAGGAUGUCUUCAGUUGGUUGAUGUCAUUGCCAAUACUGUUGGGUGAAUAAAAGAAUGACACUGGUCUUGUGAUUGUGCACUUUUAUUCAGUUCAAUAAAAUUAUUUAAAUCUCCAUA
Messenger RNA from Esox lucius (northern pike), 2173 nucleotides. It is a transcript of the gene wars1, whose product is annotated as tryptophanyl-tRNA synthetase 1. Bases 278 to 1705 code for a protein of 475 amino acids. Lineage: Eukaryota; Metazoa; Chordata; Actinopteri; Esociformes; Esocidae. The transcript is spliced from 12 exons. Gene Ontology annotation, biological process: tryptophanyl-tRNA aminoacylation. The record is from RefSeq and is a predicted model, not a curated record. Gene Ontology annotation, cellular component: cytoplasm. Gene Ontology annotation, molecular function: tryptophan-tRNA ligase activity; ATP binding.